This is a messenger RNA of Glycine soja, 1785 nucleotides long. RefSeq lists its product as uncharacterized. NCBI's taxonomy places the organism in Eukaryota, Viridiplantae, Streptophyta, Magnoliopsida, Fabales, Fabaceae. The record is from RefSeq and is a predicted model, not a curated record. The transcript has a single exon. Bases 1 to 1785 code for a protein of 594 amino acids.
AUGCGACUUAGGACUGCAUCUGGAGACGUGGUCCCUAUCAACUUGGAAAUCGAAGCCACUUGUCGGCGUAACAACGCUGCAAGAAGAAGAAGGGAACAGGACACCGAAGGAAGCAGUCACACAUCACCUCCUCUCUCUCCACAUCACGCUGAAAUGGACGGGGAACAGGCACGAAGAGUCACCUUAGAAGACUUCUCCAACACCGCUACUCCUCAGUUCUUCACAAGUAUUGCAAGACCGGAGGUGCAAGCAGCAAAUAUCUCCUACCCGCAUUCCCUUAUCCAGCUUAUUCAAGGGAAUCUCUUCCAUGGUCUUCCAAGCGAAGAUCCAUAUGCUCACCUUGCCUCAUACAUUGAAAUAUGCAACACUGUAAAGAUCGCUGGAGUCCUAGAAGAUGCGGUACGCCUUAACCUCUUCUCCUUUUCUCUAGCAGGAGAGGCAAAACGAUGGUUGCACUCUUUCAAAGGCAACAACUUAAGAACCUGGGAAGAAGUGGUGGAAAAGUUUUUAAAGAAAUACUUCCCAGAGUCGAAGACCGCCGAAGGGAAAAUGGAGAUUUCCUUCUUCCACCAAUUUCCGGAUGAGUCCCUCAGCGAAGCACUAGACCGUUUCCACGGGCUGUUACGAAAGACACCGACACACGGAUAUAGCGAGCCGGUACAACUGAAUAUAUUCAUCGAUGGCUUGCGGCCCCACUCGAAACAGCUACUAGACGCGUCCGCAGGGGGAAAAAUCAAGUUGAAGACUCCGGAGGAAGCAAUGGAGCUCAUCGAGAACAUGGCGGCCAGUGAUCAAGGAAUCCUUCGUGAUCGAAGCUAUGUGCCUACAAAAAGAAGCCUUUUGGAACUUGGCACGCAAGACGCGACAUUGGCACAGAAUAAGCUGUUGACGAGGCAGAUUGAAGCCCUUACCGAAACCCUCAGCAAACUACCUCAACAGUUACAAGCGGUAAGUUCUUCCCACUCUUCUGUUUUGCAGGUAGAAGGAUGCCCCACAUGCGGAGGAACCCAUGAGCCUGGACAGUGUGUAAGCCAACAGGAUACUUCUCGAGAAGUAAACUAUAUGGGCGUACCAAAUCGCGGAUAUCAGGGUUAUAACCAGGGGAACUCAUCUGGAUUCCACCAAGGGGGAGCAGGAUUCAAUCAUGGGCCACCAGGAUUCAAUCAAGGAAGGAACUUCACGCAAGGUUCAGGGUGGAGGAAUCAGGGAAAUCAGUACAAGGAGCAGAGGAAUCAACAACCAUACCAACCGCCAUACCAGCAUCCUAGCCAGGGCCCCAAUCAGCAAGACAAGCCCACCAACAUAGAAGAGCUCUUGCUGCAAUUCAUCCAGGAGACACGGUCCCAUCAGAAGAGCACGGAUGCAGUCAUUCGGAACCUGGAAGUUCAAAUGGGCCAAUUGGCACAAGACAAAGCUGAAAGGCCCACUAGAACUUUCGGGGCUAACACAGAGAAGAAUCCAAAGGAAGAAUGCAAGGCCGUGCUAACUCGAGGGCAGAGGAAAGCACAAGAGGAAGGUAAGGUUGAGGAAGAAGACCAGACAGUGGAAGAUAAGACAGAGACACAAGAGGACAGGACAGAAGUAGAAGAGAAGGUGGCAUCACCACCUAAAACCAAGAGCCAGAAAGCACGAGAAGCCAGGAAAGAAGAACCACCAGCCCUACCACAAGAUCUCCCAUAUCCUGUGGUGCCCACCAAGAAGAAUAAGGAACGCUACUUCAAGCGUUUCUUGGAAAUAUUCAAAGGGCUGGAGAUCAUUAUGCCAUUCGGGGAAGCCUUACAGUAG